AAGCUCUUCUCCACUCUGGAGGCAGAACAUAGAUUCCUGUUCUGCCAUCAGAUGUCUUUCUACUUGACUGAACUGCACCUGUGGUCUUUGAAGAAUACCUUACACAUUGGGGAUAGAGACAUUGGGAUCUACCAGUAUUAUGACAAGAAAGAUACACCAGCAACAGAACAUGGUAACGUAGAAGAGAAACAGAAGCUGGCAGAGUCACGAGAUUAUCCUUGGACGCUUAAAAACAGACGCCCAGAAAAACUCCGAGACUCACUCAAAGAGUUGGAGGAGCUGAUGGAAAACAGUCAGUGUGUGCUGAGCAAAUGGAAGAACAAAUAUGUCUGUCAGCUCCUCUUUGGUUCAGGUGCGCUGGUGUCCCUAAGCCUUUCUGGGCCGCAGCUGGAGAAAGUGGUGAUUGACAGAACCCUAGUGGGGAAGCUCAUCUCAGACACCAUCAGUGAUGCUCUUCUCACAGACAGUUUUAUCAUCUUAUCGUUUUUGGCACAAAAAAACCUAUGUUUUAUUCAGUUUACCAAGAAGAUGGAUUCUCCUGAUGUAAACAAAAGACUGGAAAAACUCUCAGCCUUGGAUUAUAAGAUUUCCUAUUGUGAAAUACCUGGCCCAAUAAACAGGACAACAAAGCGUCAUCUUGCUAUCAAUUAUGUUCAGGAUAUAGUUAUUUGCUGGUGGCCACUGGUCAGUGAUGAUGCUUGGCCUUGGGCCCCCAUUUCUUCUGAGAAUGACAGAGCCAAUCUUCUGCUCCUCGGUUACGCUCAAGGAAGACUAGAGGUUCUAAGUUCUGUCCGUACAGAAUGGGACCCUUUGGAUGUUUGCUUUGGCAUGAAACAGCCUUAUCAGGUGUUCACAGUGGAGCGCUCCAUCAGUGCAGACAAAGAGCCCAUGGCUGACAGCUGCAUCUAUGAAUGUGUUCGGAACAAAAUCCAGUGUGUGUCAGUCACCAGAAUACCACUAAAAUCGAAGGUCAUCAGCUGCUGCAGGAAUGUUACUGAAGACAAACUAAUUCUGGGCUGUGAAGAUUCUUCAGUAAUACUUUAUGAAACUCAACGUAGAGUGACUGUCUUAGCUCAGGCUGAACUUUUGCCUUCAUUAAUAAGCUGCCACCCAAGUGGUGCCAUUCUGCUAGUUGGCAGCAACCAAGGGGAGCUGCAAAUUUUUGAUAUGGCUCUAUCCCCUAUUAACAUCCAGCUCUUGGCUGAAGACCGCUUACCCAGGGAGACUUUGCAGUUCAAUAAAUUCUUUGAUGUUCCCAGCAGUCUUGUUCAAAUGCAGUGGAUAGCUCCUCAGGCUAUUUCACAGAAGCCUGAAAGUGGUGACAUCUGUGAUCUCCUCUUCCUCAGGUUUGACAAAGGACCUUUGGGUGUACUUUUGUUUAAACUUGGUAUCCUCACUCAAGGACAGCUGGGCCUGGUAGACAUCAUCUUCCAGCACAUUCAGUGUGAUGAGAUCUAUGAGGCAAUUAACAUCCUGAGCAGCAUGAACUGGGACACUUUGGGCCACCAGUGCUUUAUCAGCAUGAGUGCCAUUGUAAACCAUCUUCUUAGACAAAGGCUCACUCUGGAGAGAGAAGCACAGCUUGAGGCAAGCCUUGGAACUUUCUAUGCUCCAACAAGACCACUUCUGGAUACAACUAUAUUGGAAUAUAGAGACCAAAUCAGCAAAUAUGCAAGAAGAUUCUUCCACCACUUGCUCAGGUACCAAAGAUUUGAAAAGGCAUUUCUCUUAGCUAUUGACAUUGGUGCUCGUGACCUGUUUAUGGAUAUCCAUUACCUUGCCCUAGAUAAGGGUGAAUUGGCACUAGCCGAAGUGGCAAGAAAAAAAGCUAGUGACAUUGCUGCAGAAUCAAUAACCUCUGGAGUUGAACUCCUGGGGCCCUUGGACAGAGGUGAUAUGUGUAUGCUAAAUGACACUUUUGAUGGCCUAUCUUUAGCACCUCAAGAGGAAGACUCAUGUCUUGAUAAUUUCCCUCCCUUUUAUUCAACUCACAGACAUAUUAUUCAACAAAUACUGAAUGGCUCCUCUAGCAGACAAGGAACUGACAGAAGGAAUGAAGUUGAAAAAGGCAUCUGUGCUGGAUCUUUGAUGGCUAAUACAAGUAAUACAGAAGAAGGAGAACUGAAAGAAGACUAUAGAAGACAGGAAACUGGAGAUGGUGGUUCUCUAAGAAUGGUUCACUUUGGUUUGGUGUAAAUAUUUAGAAACUUUAACUUCAUAAAUAAACAUGCCUUUUUCACAUCUGAACUUUU
Messenger RNA from Otolemur garnettii (small-eared galago), 2252 nucleotides. It is a transcript of the gene WDPCP, whose product is annotated as WD repeat containing planar cell polarity effector. The record is from RefSeq and is a predicted model, not a curated record. NCBI's taxonomy places the organism in Eukaryota, Metazoa, Chordata, Mammalia, Primates, Galagidae. Gene Ontology annotation, molecular function: protein binding. Gene Ontology annotation, biological process: cilium organization; establishment of protein localization; nervous system development. The coding region runs from base 52 to 2196 and encodes 714 amino acids. Gene Ontology annotation, cellular component: axonemal basal plate. The transcript has 18 exons.